Corvus hawaiiensis (hawaiian crow) is the source of this 4641-nucleotide messenger RNA. It is a transcript of the gene VEPH1, whose product is annotated as ventricular zone expressed PH domain containing 1. Gene Ontology annotation, molecular function: phosphatidylinositol-5-phosphate binding. Gene Ontology annotation, cellular component: plasma membrane. Lineage: Eukaryota; Metazoa; Chordata; Aves; Passeriformes; Corvidae. The record is from RefSeq and is a predicted model, not a curated record. Bases 617 to 3112 code for a protein of 831 amino acids. Gene Ontology annotation, biological process: regulation of signal transduction. The transcript has 15 exons.
CUCUUAAGCAGGUUAUUAAUUAACUGAAUGUAACCACUGGCUGUUGAUAAAUCCUUUUAACUAAUUCAAAUUCCGUAUCGAGCUGGGAGCAUUUUCACUCGAGCUGCUGCCCAAGUUAAGCUGGGUGAGGAAUUAUUCCUGAUGUGUUUUCCAGCGCCGGAGUCGGGGCAAAGGGAGAGAAGAUAUUUGUUUGCUUGAUUCCACAUGACAACUCCAGGGUAACUGAACAGACUGUACGGUUGGGUUGACAGGGCUGAGCACCCGCCAGCAGCCUCACUCACAUACCAGAGCCAGGGGGAUGGAAGGGGCACCGGCAGCUGGGAUGGAGCCGAUCCGAAUUCCUCUAAAGAGCGCCAAUUUGCCAUCAAUUAUUCAUGUUUUUCUGAGGUCUCGCUUCUGAGAGUGCCUUUCAUCCGAGGCAUCCAAAGCACUCUGCGUAAUCCAUGUGUUAGGCAUGGCAGCAUGGCUGCAAGACUGGGGCCAAGGAAGCCUUGAAAUACAGUGCAGAUUUAUUCUUCAUAUUAAACUGAUUGCUCCUGGCCAGGAUUGUUCCCAUUUUGUCCCCACCUGAGCGCUCCGUGCCCAUGGUGCCUGCAGAGGGUGGCUGAGCAGGGCCAUGCAUCAUCUCUUCAGGCUGGUUUUGGCACAGAAGGACCUUUCCCGGGCAGGGGAUCUCUUCUCCCUGGAGGAUGCUGAGAUCGAAGGAAGCCUCUCCGAAGCUCUUGAACAGAUCAGAAUCAUUAGUUCAGCUGCAGACUACCAGACCAAUGACAACGACCAGGCUGUGGUGGAGAUCUGCAUCACCCGGAUCACCGCGGCCAUCCGGGAAACCGCAUCCAUCGAAAAGCACGGGAAAGCCCUGGUGGCCCUCUGGGAGUCGUGUCUGGAGCACAACCUGAAGCCCUCUGGGAAAGACGAGGAUGCCCCACAUGCCAAAAUUGCAUCUGACAUCAUGAGCUGCGUCUUGCAGAAUUACAACCGGCCUCCAGUGAUGGCCUUGGCUGUGCCAGUGGCAGUGAAAUUCCUGCAGAGGGGCAAUAAGGAGCUGUGCAGGAACAUGUCCAGUUACCUGUCCUUGGCUGCCAUUGCCAAGGCAGAGCUGCUGGCCGAGCACACAGAAACCAUUGUCAGGAGUGUCCUUCAAGGGAACUCGAUGCUGCUCCGCGUGCUGCCCGCGCUCUACGAGAAGCGGCCGCAGCCGAUCCACGCCUGCCUGCGGGAGCUGGUGGCACCCAUGGCCCAGCUGGACCCGGCCGAGCAGCUCCACCUCCUCAGGCUCCUGCACACCGUGGCCAGGAAGAGAGAACUGGGGGUGCUGAAGGAGUGUUUGCCAUUUUUAUUUGGACACCUGAGAGACCCCAACCACAGUGAAGUGGUUCUAAACAUCCUUCUGGAAAUAUCCAGCUACGAACCUGCAGCCUUGGCCCCUUUCCUUCCCACACUGAGGGAAAUUGGGGAGAGUUUUCCCACUUUGAUUGGGCAGAUGGCAAAGAUCUUUGGAGCUGUUGGACAUCUUGAUGAGGAGCGAGCCAGGACGUCCCUGCUGUAUCUGGUGAACCAGCUGGCCAACAUGGAGCACUCCUUUCACCACAUCCUUCUGCUGGAGAUCAAGAGCCUCACCGACACCUUCUCGAGCAUUCUGGGCUCCCAGAGCAGGGACAUUUAUCGCAUGAGCAACAGCUUCUCUGCCAUCGCCAAGCUGCUCGUGCGGCAGCUCGACACCGACGGCGCGGCAGGAGCCAGGAUGGAAAACGACCCUGAGGCAGAAUGUCCUGUACCACUGGAUGAUUUAAAAUCUGUGAUGAAUGACAAUGAAGAAGAUGAAAAGCUCCAAGUUAAAAUCCAGGCUUUUGAAGAGAAAAUAAAUGUGGACAACAGCACCCCUGGCUCGGUGAGGAGAUACAGUCUGGGCCAGGUCUCUAAAGAAGAAAGGAAGGAUAUGAGGUUUAACAGGUCCAAGAGCCUGGCCCUGCACGCGCUCCGGAUGAAGGGGGCGAGCUCGGAGGGGGGGCCGGACGAGGAGAACGGAGAGAUCCCUGCUGGCAUCUCCUUCUCUGAGAUCUACCUCAGCCAGGACCAUGACAAAGGGCCUUUCGGGGUCCCCCCCGAAGCAGCACACGUGGGGAACUCCCUGGUUCCACACCAAAGUGCUGAUUACGUGCCAGCAGCUGAUCUGCCAGAACCGACCCCGGGAAAGGCCGUGGAAGGAAGGGCAGAGGCAGCCACGGGCCCUGUGGAAUACCAGGACAAGCUGUACCUGCACUUGAAGGAAAACCUGGGGAAAGUGAAAGCAUAUGUGAUGGAGAUGGGGAGGAGAAUCCCCAUCCCUGAGCAGUGUGUGAUUGAAGACACUGUUCAGAGUUGCAUGGCAAAGCUGUUCUUCAGCUGUCCCCUGAAGGGCCACUACUGCCUGUACAGCAAAUCCAGCUUCACCCUGGUGAGCCAGCAGCCUCUGCUCUGGAUCCACAUCAUGUUCCUGUUCCAGCAGAGCCUGUUUGCAGAACCUUUGUCCGUACAAAGCGACUCAGUGCAAGUCCUCAAGGCCCUGUGGGAGAAGACACAGCUCAAGGGGACACACAGCUUUGAGACUGCCAUGAUCCAGUCCACGUUCCCACACCAAAAGGACCUGGAGAAUGUUCAGAUGCACCUGGAGGAAGCGAGGUUCUUUGACUUAUUCGGGUACAGCGAGGAGGCAGGAGCCUGGCAGUGCUUCAUGUGCAACAACCCCGAGAAGGCAACAGUUAUGAACCAGGACGGGCAGCCCCUGAUGGAGGGCAAGCUGAAGGAGAAGCAGGUCCGCUGGAAGUUUAUCAAGAGGUGGAAAACGCGCUACUUCACCCUGGCUGGCAACCAGCUGCUGUUCCGGAAGGGCAAAUCCGACGACCCCGACGAGUGCCCCAUUGAGCUGAGCAAAGUGCAGAGCGUCAAAGUGGUGGCAAAGAAGCGGCGGGACCGGAGCUUGCCCCGGGCCUUCGAGAUCUUCACGGACAGCAGGAGCUACGUGUUCAAAGCCAAGGACGAGAAGAACGCCGAGGAGUGGCUGCAGUGCCUCAACGUGGCCGUGGCACAGGCCCGCGAGCGCCAGAGCCACGAGGCCACCACCUACCUGUAACCACCACCUGCCUGUAACCACCUACCUGUAACCAACACCUGCCUGUAACCAACACCUACCUGUAACCACCACCUACCUGUACCCACCUACCUGUAACCAACACCUGCCUGUAACCACCACCUACCUGUAACCAACACCUACCUGUAACCAACACCUACCUGUAACCACCACCUACCUGUACCCACCUACCUGUAACCAACACCUGCCUGUAACCAACACCUACCUGUAACCACCACCUACCUGUACCCACCUACCUGUACCCACCUACCUGUAACCAACACCUGCCUGUAACCACCACCUACCUGUAACCACCACCUACCUGUACCCACCUACCUGUAACCAACACCUGUAACCAACACCUGUCUGUACCCACCUACCUGUAACCAACACCUGCCUGUAACCAACACCUGCCUGUAACCACCUACCUGUAACCACCACCUACCUGUAACCACCACCUACCUGUAACCACCUACCUGUAACCAACACCUGCCUGUAACCACCACCUACCUGUAACCACCUACCUGUAACCACCACCUACCUGUAACCACCACCUACCUGUAACCACCUACCUGUAACCAACACCUGCCUGUAACCAACACCUACCUGUAACCACCUACCUGUAACCACCACCUACCUGUACCCACCUACCUGUAACCAACACCUGUAACCAACACCUGUCUGUACCCACCACCUGCCUGCAGCCCUGGGGCCACCAAACCACACCUGCGUGGCACCGCGGGAUGGCCACAAGGCCACCCCCAGACCCUGUGGCCCCAGGAGCUGUGGGACAGCCACAGGGAGCAGGGAGAGCUGCCUGCAGAGCCAGAGGGCCGGCAGGGCAAGGACGCCUCCGGGGAGCCAGUGCCACCGGGAGCGUGCCCUGGCACGGGGACACUGCCCGGUGCAGGAGCAGCUGCCACAUUCCUGGCAGAAAUCCAGGGGUUUUUCUUCAGCCUGGUGGCCUGAGAGCCAGGGAACGUGGUUAGACAGCCAACUCCUCGGCCUGAGGUGCACCAGGUCUCUGACACUGCCAAGAGAAUUCCAGGAAUGAGGACUUUCUGCUUUCCUCAAACACUUGGAUGUAAAAAGUUAAUUUUCCUUAUUUAAUCCCAGUGGACUUUAUCAUUUUAUUGUUUCUAUGUGUCCAUGCUGCUGCUUUCAGGUUUAAAUUGGGCAAUUUGAAAGAUUUUUGUACAGCUGGAAAAUAAUUUUAAAUAUUUAACUGGUUUGAUUUCCCCUCUUUUUCCUGCUUUUGCUCUACUUUGUAACUGAAUGUAAUUUUUAGAUUUUCCUUUUCUUUUUUCUCUUCUCCAUUCUGUAACUUUUCAAAAUUUCUGCAAAUCUGGAAAAUUCCCAGUUUGUUUGAUUUUCUUUGUUACUUUCAAAUGAUUCCAAAGUGGAGGAAGCGCUGUAGAAGAGACUGAAAGGAAAACAGGGGGGGAAAAAGGAAGGAGAGGUCUGCAAGCAAAGAAAUGAGCUCAGAGAUCACUCAAGGCUGAGUAGAAAUAAAAUCAAAAUUUUCCAACCUA